Cebus imitator (Panamanian white-faced capuchin) is the source of this 5303-nucleotide messenger RNA. RefSeq names its product POU class 2 homeobox 1 (gene POU2F1). Lineage: Eukaryota; Metazoa; Chordata; Mammalia; Primates; Cebidae. Gene Ontology annotation, molecular function: DNA-binding transcription factor activity, RNA polymerase II-specific; RNA polymerase II cis-regulatory region sequence-specific DNA binding. Gene Ontology annotation, cellular component: nucleus. The coding region runs from base 2790 to 5057 and encodes 755 amino acids. The record is from RefSeq and is a predicted model, not a curated record. The transcript has 16 exons. Gene Ontology annotation, biological process: regulation of transcription by RNA polymerase II.
CCUUUCUUUCCCACUGUAGCAAAGUGAGCUUUUUUCCUGGGUGAGCUUUGCAGUAGAGGGGAAGGAGGUCCCACGCUGAAUAGUAGCCUAUGUGGGCUGGUAAACUAUAGCCUCCCUGUUGUACACAGGCCCUAUAGGACUCUCUUAGCCUAGGGGGAGGCUAUUUCACUAGAAAGGUGCUGUUCCUGUUGGGUACAGACACAUCUCUUUGUCAGCAAUGUUUGUCUGGCUCCAAGUCAUCCUUAGCUAAUAUAUGAAAGACUACACUGCCACUAGAAAGGUAGUUUAAAGAUGUUAUUACAUAAAGUAGAAAAGGGAAGAUGGUAAGUUGCAGAAAUAUCUUAUAGGUGCAAGCAAUAAAUUUAAAAUUUUGUAAAGGCGGAAGGGGAGGGAGAUAAACAUUUAUUGAUACCUACUAUAACCUAGACACAUUCACCAUUGCUUUUCAUCUUUUCUCACCAAGGAGAAUUUGUAUAAUCCAACAUAUUCUACCUUAAAAACUCAUUUGAAAUUUGUAUUCUCUUCUAUGAUAUAUUCUUAUUUUAAUAGAAAGUAGUGUGAAAUAUUAAAUUAUAUUGAUGCUUUCAAAAGAUGGACCAUGCUUAUUGAGUGACUUGAUGUCUGCCCUGGCACAACUGCAUCACAUUCCUCCAGUCCACACUCUUAUUUGAGAAGCAUGAAAACAUUUACCUCACAAUAACCUCAUGAAAGGGAUAUCAUCAUCAUUUUAUAGAUGAGAAAAUUAAGACUCAAAGAGGGAAGGAACUUAAACAGGUCUUACAGGUACUAAAUGGCAGUGUUAAGUUUCUCUCCCCAAAGUCUCUCCUCAUAUGCAUUUUGUGAUUCUGUAAAACAGAAAAACUAGUAAUACGGAGUGCUGAUCCAAAAGUUUAAGGUUUCUGGUCCUCUGCUGACUUGCAGGGGAAUCUUUUUAAAGGCCUCUUUUUGAAACAUUGUCUUUCAUUUCCUCAUAUGAAUGUUGAGAAAAGUUUCAACCUUAAUGUUGGGAAAAGGUACCUACAUAUUUUAAAAAUCAGUUGUUUGAUGUUCUUGAAGACUACUUCUAAAUAAAAGCAGUUAUUAGUAGGAUGACAUAUUUGAGAACUCUCCUCAAAUCUAUGGCUGUCUUCUGUAUAUCUGUACACACCUGACGUUUAAACACAAUGUCUUUGCCACCAUUUACUGGUUUCCUCACUGCACUGAGAACAAACUAUUCAGUAUGUUUACCACCUCCCAGCAAUUCCCUACGUGUGUAACUCAUCUAUAAUGUAUAAGAAUAGCCAAGAGCACAGAUUCUGAUGUCAGAAAAUUUUAGUUUUAAAUCCUGACUCCAAAUUACUAGUGUGACAUUGGAUAAAGUGUUUUAGUUCUCUGUGCCUCAGUUUCCGUAUUUUAAUAAUAUUUAAGGAAAGAAAAGGGUAAUAAUGCUUAUUACUCCAUAGGUUUUUAAAUAAAUCUUGUGAAUUGUCUAUGAUGAUUAGGCUGUAAUGUUGUCAUGUUAUAAUGCCUUAACAAUUUUGAGUUGUUGACCUACCUUGUAAAUGUACUUUAAAUUAAAUUAACACAAUUUAGUAAGGAUUACAUAUAUGUAUGUAUGUAUGUUCAUUAAGUGAAGUUUACUUGAAAAUACUAAGUAAUUCCGCAAUUUACAUGGCCCACCCUUUGACAAUAGAGAUUCUAAGUAACAAACUUCUUCCUACUUGAGAUAGAUUUUCAUUGGGGGAAGGUUACUGCAUAAUAUGUCGCAUUCAGCUAAUCUAUUCUGUUAAUUUGGUAGUAUAAAAAGAUUUGUAGAUAAUGAAUUUCUAUACUCUUUAAGACACUUUAUACACUUUGCACUGCUCUUGGGUUUACUGUUGCCAUGUCUUCAAGUGGGACUUUCUCUUGACAGAAGUGUGUUAAGCAUUGGAAAAUUCCCUAUCAGUAGACUAGCACCAUCUUGACAGCCUUGUGUUCUGCUUCUACCUUGCUAAUUGUUUCCUUGGGAUUAUUUGGAUUGUGUAGAAAGCUUUUUGCAAAUCCUCUUAUUACUGAAGUCAUUGUUGCCAGCAGGAAUAAGAUUAAAGGUGCUUAAGUCUGUAGAGUUGUUUCUAAUUUGUACGUGUCAUUUCAGUGGCAUUUUAACAGAACUCUGUCUCCUGUACCUCCCUUCUCCCCCGGUACUAUCUUCAGUUAGGUCCAAGAAGCCAGGCCAUUGGAAGAAGUCUCAUUUUAUCCUCCUAAUUAUUAUGCUGGCACUCAGGAGAUAAUUUUUCCCUUCAUGCACUGCCAAUUAAUAUGCAAAUGGACUGAUAAAUAUUUAUGUAACGAUUUAAAUUAUGCAGGGAGUGCUUUCAGUAUAUUCUGUAAAUGAAUUGUUCAUGGACUUCAAAGUGCUGGCUGCUGUGCUAACGAGAAGAGAUUUGCAUAAGGCCCUAAUCACGCGCAUACUGAUUAAGCUUCAUUAUGGAAACUGCCAGCUGCAAUCUUUGUUUCUAUUUUAUUACAAAAAGAGGAACUUUUUCAUGCUUCAGUUGCCUUGACAAUGUCAGUCCUAGCUGAUAGGAGAGACUAAAACUCCUCUGAGCAACUGAAGUUUCCUUAUUCAGUUGAAGAUUGCUAUGGUGUAACAGAAGUUGUAUUUUGCUUUUCCCCUUAAUCCACUUUCCACCCUACCCACUCCCCACCUUUUUCUCUUAAGAACAUAGUGUAGAUUUGUUAGAAAUAGUAGUACCUUCUUUCCCCACCCCGAAUCGCUACCUGUUUCUUCCUUGUUUGGACUCUCUGCUCCUCUAGAAGAUUUCACAGCAAUGCUGGACUGCAGUGACUAUGUUCUAGACUCAAGAAUGAACAAUCCGUCAGAAACCAGUAAACCAUCUAUGGAGAGUGGAGAUGGCAACACAGGCACACAAACCAAUGGUCUGGACUUUCAGAAGCAGCCUGUGCCUGUAGGAGGAGCAAUCUCAACAGCCCAGGCGCAGGCCUUCCUUGGACAUCUCCAUCAGGUCCAACUCGCUGGAACAAGUUUACAGGCUGCUGCUCAGUCUUUAAAUGUACAGUCUAAAUCUAAUGAAGAAUCGGGGGAUUCACAGCAGCCAAGCCAGCCUUCCCAGCAGCCUUCAGUGCAGGCAGCCAUUCCCCAAACCCAGCUUAUGCUAGCUGGAGGACAGAUAACUGGGCUUACUUUGACGCCCGCUCAGCAACAGUUACUACUCCAGCAGGCACAGGCACAGGCACAGCUGCUGGCCGCUGCAGUGCAGCAGCACUCCGCCAGCCAGCAGCAUAGCGCUGCUGGGGCCACCAUCUCCGCCUCUGCUGCCACACCCAUGACGCAGAUCCCCCUGUCUCAGCCCAUACAGAUCGCACAGGAUCUUCAACAACUGCAACAGCUUCAACAGCAGAAUCUCAACCUGCAACAGUUUGUGUUGGUGCAUCCAACCACCAAUUUGCAGCCAGCGCAGUUUAUCAUCUCACAGACGCCCCAGGGCCAGCAGGGUCUCCUGCAAGCGCAAAAUCUUUUAACGCAACUACCUCAGCAAAGCCAAGCCAACCUCCUACAGUCGCAGCCAAGCAUCACCCUCACCUCCCAGCCAGCAACCCCAACACGCACAAUAGCAGCAACCCCAAUUCAGACACUUCCACAGAGCCAGUCAACACCAAAGCGAAUUGAUACUCCCAGCUUGGAGGAGCCCAGUGACCUUGAGGAGCUUGAGCAGUUUGCCAAGACCUUCAAACAAAGACGAAUCAAACUUGGAUUCACUCAGGGUGAUGUUGGGCUUGCUAUGGGGAAACUAUAUGGAAAUGAUUUCAGCCAAACUACCAUCUCUCGCUUUGAAGCCUUGAACCUCAGCUUUAAGAACAUGUGCAAGUUGAAGCCACUUUUAGAGAAGUGGCUAAAUGAUGCAGAGAACCUCUCAUCUGAUUCGUCCCUCUCCAGCCCAAGUGCCCUGAAUUCUCCAGGAAUUGAGGGCUUGAGCCGUAGGAGGAAGAAACGCACCAGCAUAGAGACCAACAUCCGUGUGGCCUUAGAGAAGAGUUUCUUGGAGAAUCAAAAGCCUACCUCGGAAGAGAUCACUAUGAUUGCUGAUCAGCUCAACAUGGAAAAAGAGGUGAUUCGUGUUUGGUUCUGUAACCGCCGCCAGAAAGAAAAAAGAAUCAACCCACCGAGCAGUGGUGGGACCAGCAGCUCACCUAUCAAAGCAAUUUUCCCCAGCCCGACUUCACUGGUGGCGACCACACCAAGCCUUGUGACUAGCAGUGCAGCAACUACCCUCACAGUCAGCCCUGUCCUCCCUCUGACCAGUGCUGGCGUGACAAAUCUUUCAGUUACAGGCACUUCAGACACCACCUCCAACAAUACGGCAACCGUGAUUUCCACAGCACCUCCGGCUUCCUCAGCAGUCACAUCCCCCUCUCUGAGUCCCUCCCCUUCUGCCUCAGCCUCCACCUCCGAGGCAUCCAGUGCCAGUGAGACCAGCACAACACAGACCACCUCCACUCCUUUGUCCUCCCCUCUUGGGACCAGCCAGGUGAUGGUGACAGCAUCAGGUUUGCAAACAGCAGCAGCUGCUGCCCUUCAAGGAGCUGCACAGUUGCCAGCAAAUGCUAGUCUUGCUGCCAUGGCAGCUGCUGCAGGACUAAACCCAGGCCUGAUGGCACCCUCACAGUUUGCGGCUGGAGGUGCCUUACUCAGUCUGAAUCCAGGGACCCUGAGCGGUGCUCUCAGCCCAGCUCUAAUGAGCAACAGUACACUGGCAACUAUUCAAGCUCUUGCUUCUGGUGGCUCUCUUCCAAUAACAUCGCUCGAUGCAACUGGGAACCUGGUAUUUGCCAAUGCAGGAGGAGCCCCCAACAUUGUGACUGCCCCUCUGUUCCUGAACCCUCAGAACCUCUCUCUGCUCACCAGCAACCCUGUUAGCUUGGUCUCUGCUGCCGCAGCCUCUGCAGGGAACUCUGCACCUGUAGCCAGCCUUCACGCCACCUCCACCUCCGCUGAGUCCAUCCAGAACUCUCUCUUCACAGUGGCCUCUGCCAGCGGGGCUGCAUCCACCACCACCACCGCCUCCAAGGCACAGUGAGCUGGGCGGGGCUGGGCUGCCAGAAGCCUUUUUCACUCUGCAGUGUGAUUGGACUGCCAGCCAGGUUAAUAAACUGAAAAAUGUGAUUGGCUUCCUCUCACCGUGUUGUGAGGGCAAAGGAGAGAAGGGAGAAAAAUAAAACACAUACCAGAAAAAAAAAGAAAGGAUGGAGAUGGGACAUUUGCCUAAUUUUGUAAUAAAACACUGUCUUUUCAGGAUUGCUUCAUGGAUUGGAGAACUUUCUAA